AUGACGACUCGUAAUGAAAUCCAGAUGUUUUUACUGGGUGCUGGAGUCACUCAAAAAGAAAGCUCCCCCACACCUAACACCACCCUGUCCUGCUUCAGCACAGGACAGAGCUGCGAAGCACCACACGGCGGCAACUCAGCCGAUCGAUGUGCAUGCCGAGCACUUCGUUUCAAGGUCACUCCAACACCAACUUCAGUCAGAAGAAAAACAACCCGCAUCCAGAGCGUUCCCUUGGCGCUUCAUUCGCAGCAUCCAAGGAGAGCAUCGAUCUCCUACCACCAACCCAAACGCCUGCCGUCCACCUCUCGAAGCACAGCCGGAGUGCAGGAUCCUCAGCAUGAGAAGAUAAUAACUGUCACUUCUAAUGGAAGUAUUCACAGCCCCAAGUUUCCACACACAUACCCGCGCAAUACUGUACUAGUGUGGAGAUUAGUAGCAGUAGAUGAAAAUGUAUGGAUACAGCUUACUUUUGAUGAAAGAUUUGGGCUUGAGGACCCAGAAGAUGACAUUUGCAAGUAUGACUUUGUAGAAGUUGAAGAACCUAGUGAUGGCACUGUUCUAGGGCGCUGGUGCGGUUCCAGUAGUGUGCCAAGCAGACAAAUCUCCAAAGGAAACCAGAUCAGAAUAAGAUUUGUGUCUGAUGAAUAUUUUCCUUCUCAACCUGGAUUCUGCAUCCAUUAUACCCUUCUUGUGCCACACCACACAGAAGCACCUAGCCCACCAUCGCUGCCCCCAUCAGCUUUGCCAUUAGAUGUAUUAAACAAUGCUGUUGCUGGAUUCAGUACUGUGGAAGAACUUAUCCGGUACCUUGAACCAGAUCGGUGGCAGCUGGAUUUGGAAGACUUGUACAGGCCAACGUGGCAACUUCUUGGGAAGGCAUAUAUUCAUGGGAGAAAAUCAAGAGUGGUUGAUCUCAACUUGCUAAAGGAGGAAGUGCGGCUGUACAGUUGCACCCCUCGCAACUUCUCAGUGUCACUGAGGGAGGAGCUGAAGAGAACUGACACCAUUUUCUGGCCACUGUGUCUUCUGGUUAAGCGUUGUGGUGGAAACUGUGCCUGUUGUCAUCAGAACUGCAAUGAGUGCCAAUGUAUACCAACAAAAGUCACCAAAAAAUACCACGAGGUUCUUCAGCUGAAGCCAAGGAGUGGUGUCCGCGGACUGCAUAAAUCGCUGACAGAUGUGCCCUUGGAACACCACGAGGAGUGUGACUGUUUUUCUUGACAAUACAUGGAUUUAUAAUUUAGGAGUAAAAAUAAAGUUAGAAGGCUCACAUCAUGGAGACUGGAUCCUGCUGGCUGUUUCAUUUCUACAGCUCCAGAACAUCUGGCCUCUGGCUGAAAACAUCUGAAAUCUUCCUUUCUGUGUUCAACUACUCCUAUGUACUCAAAGCAUUCUCUGUUUUAUAAAUUUGGUUUAUACCAGACUGCCUUGUUCUGAAUUAAACUUAAUUUGUCUAACGCUGGUAGGAAAGACUGGAUUUUUCCAUGUGCUCUAGUAAAGCUCCUGCCUUUUAGAAAGAAGACUGGACAGUAACGUGAGCUAAGGAAGAAAACGUUGAAAAGAACAAUGCAUUUAUUCUUAAUACUAUGGCCGAUGAUUUUUUGUUUGUUUGUUAUUUUUAUUGUGUACAUUUUUAUACUCUCCUUUUGACAAUAUAACUAUUUGCUUUUCUAAACUUGUUAAAUAUAUCUAUUUUUACCAAAGGUAUUUAAUAUUCUUUUUUAUUACAAUCUAGAUCAACUAUUUUUUAGUUUUAUGAAACUUUAAAGACGGAUUUGUACAGCUGGAGGAACAUAGAAGAGAUUACAAUGGGAUAGGAGCACUAUAUUUUUACUUUGUUGCUACACAGUGAAAAAGUACUUUUUUUUUUUUUUUUAAACCUGCAAGCACAGUAAUAAUAAAAAGCUAAUAAAAAGCUCAAAGCUUUGCUAGCUCCAUGAUACCGAAUAUACAAGAGAUGGACAUUACUAUAAGUGGUUUCACAAGCUGAUGUUAAAAAUUCCCUCUCUCCAUUCUAGCCUUUGUUCCAGUAGAAAAGAGAUGAGCAUAGAUAGAUGCAUCGUGGCUUGUUUAACUCUUCAGUUUCUUUAAAGUAGGGUGAUCUACAGUGAGUUCAGAGGCUUACAGCCUUCAUGAUGCAUCAUUGUCAUGGGAAGGCAGCCUUGUUAAUGUUGAAGUGUAUGGUUUUCCACUGACAUUUAUCGCUGUUUAAAUCCUGUUCACUCAUGGGAUUGUAGCAUUCUUCAGUACAGCUAGAUCAACUAUGGUUUUGUUUCUUCUGUACUUUAUAUCCUCUAACCAAUACACUUAUCCCAACCUAUUCAAAUUGAAAAGAAAGCAGUAAAAUAUUUUGCUUGUAAAAUGCUUUAACGUUAUGCCUAGUUUAUUUUAUUUUUUUUUUUUUACUAUUGGAUUUGCAGAUUGUAAUGAAUCACCAAAUAAAGUAAUAAUGCUAAU
Molecule: messenger RNA, 2457 nt
Organism: Centrocercus urophasianus (Greater sage-grouse)
Lineage: Eukaryota; Metazoa; Chordata; Aves; Galliformes; Phasianidae
Gene: PDGFC
Product: platelet derived growth factor C
Exons: 8
Coding region: 1-1221 (406 amino acids)
Biological process (GO): positive regulation of MAP kinase activity; positive regulation of cell migration; positive regulation of ERK1 and ERK2 cascade
Cellular component (GO): membrane
Molecular function (GO): platelet-derived growth factor receptor binding; growth factor activity
Source: RefSeq, a predicted model, not a curated record